Messenger RNA from Leptosia nina, 225 nucleotides. Lineage: Eukaryota; Metazoa; Arthropoda; Insecta; Lepidoptera; Pieridae. The record is from the annotation of a GenBank genome assembly.
AUGAAGAAAUGUGAUGCACAUCAUAAUACUGAGCGUGUGACAAGAGAGCGCACUGCAAAUGAUCGAGAUCCACUGAUUAAGCCCCCAAUCGCUAUACCUGAGGAUCCCCACGAUAAUCAGAAUUUAGUAAGACUAACACAGAUAGCACUCGGCCGUCUAAGUACAAAUGUUCAUCAUACUAUUAUCAUGAUGAGUGUUACGCUUAUUCUGUCACCACUGUACUAG